AUUUAACAUGUUUAAAUUCCAAGAUAAUGGACUACUAAGGCCAUAAGGGAUGGUGAAGUUGGCGGCUGGUCCUGAUGAGUCCAGCAAUGCAUACGCUAUAUGCAGUUUAGAUCUACGGGGAGAGGAACAAUUAGCUACAAGCCCCACGGAGCUCAGCGUUGUUGAAUAUAAUAAGGGAAAUGCCAGUUUUGCUUGGCAAGGAAUAAUCUGAGUAGAGUUAUCCUUUGGACCAUCGGCUGCAGACAAUUUGGCCCAAGUUAGGGGCAGUUCAGGCUACUGGGAAAUAGACUGUCAUCGACAAAUAGGGCAUCUUUUCCAUAACGU
Molecule: messenger RNA, 324 nt
Organism: Babjeviella inositovora NRRL Y-12698
Lineage: Eukaryota; Fungi; Ascomycota; Pichiomycetes; Serinales
Exons: 1
Coding region: 50-211 (53 amino acids)
Source: RefSeq, a predicted model, not a curated record